This is a messenger RNA of Penicillium cosmopolitanum, 1971 nucleotides long. Its product is annotated as conidial yellow pigment biosynthesis polyketide synthase. Gene Ontology annotation, molecular function: 3-oxoacyl-[acyl-carrier-protein] synthase activity; fatty acid synthase activity. Lineage: Eukaryota; Fungi; Ascomycota; Eurotiomycetes; Eurotiales; Aspergillaceae. The transcript has 2 exons. Gene Ontology annotation, biological process: secondary metabolite biosynthetic process; fatty acid biosynthetic process. Bases 1 to 1971 code for a protein of 656 amino acids. The record is from RefSeq and is a predicted model, not a curated record.
AUGUCUCCUCGAGAGGCCACACAAACCGAUCCAAUGCAACGUCUUGCUCUGAUCACUGCAUACGAGGCACUUGAAAUGGCCGGUUUAGUCCCUAACCGUACACCUUCUACCAAGAUAGAUCGCAUUGGCACAUUUUAUGGACAGACAAGUGACGACUGGCGUGAGAUAAACGCGGCUCAAGAAAUUGAUACCUAUUUUAUUACAGGCGGGGUUAGGGCGUUCGGUCCGGGUCGCAUCAACUACCACUUUGGCUUCAGCGGUCCAAGCUUCAGCGUUGACACCGCGUGUUCAUCGAGCAUGGCCGCUAUUCAUGCGGCAUGCAAUGCACUCUGGCUGCAUGAUUGUGAUACGGCCAUUACAGGAGGUCUAAAUGUUAUGACAAAUCCUGAUAUCUUUUCUGGUCUAAGUAAGGGUCAAUUUUUAUCAAAGACUGGGUCGUGCCAAACUUUCGACAAUGAUGCAGACGGAUAUUGCCGUGGAGAUGCAGUCGCAACCAUAAUAUUAAAAAGACUCGCAGACGCUGAGGCCGAUCACGAUAAUAUUUUAGGAAUCAUUCGAUCUGUCGCAACAAAUCAUUCAUCUGAUGCUAUUUCAAUCACACAUCCUCAUGGGGCUACGCAAGAGAAUCUUUAUCGUCGGGUUCUGUCACAGGCCGGCGUAAAAUCGCAAGAUAUAUCCUAUGUCGAAAUGCACGGAACCGGUACGCAAGCAGGCGACAAUACAGAGAUUUCAUCUGUAACUGGUGUUUUUGCGCCCCCAGGUUCUCGGUCUAAGGAGCAGAAGCUCUACAUUGGAUCUGUUAAAGCAAAUGUCGGUCAUGGGGAAGCAUCAUCAGGAGUCACUGCAUUGAUCAAGACUCUUCUGAUGAUGUGUCACAAUUCAAUCCCACCUCAUUCUGGCAUCAAAAAAGGAUUGAAUAAAGGGUUCCCUGACCUUGCUGAGAGAAAUAUUCAUAUUGCCAAGGAGCCAAUCCCCUGGAAGUGCACGUCGUCAAAAGGUCGAAAAGUAUUUGUGAAUAAUUUCAGUGCUGCAGGUGGUAACACUGCCAUGGUCAUCACAGAUGGAAAGGCCAGGUCUCUUAGAGGCAUUGACCCUCGAACCACCCAAGUCGUCGCGAUAUCGGCUCGUGCUUUAUCUUCCCUCAAGACCAACCUAAAAAACCUACUCGAUUAUUUGAUUACACACCCAAACGUGUCUCUUCCAAAUCUGUCAUACACAACGACAUCACGGAGAAUGGUUCACAACUACCGAUUUUCCGUUGCAGCAUUGAAUAUCGAUCAGGUCAAAAGUGUCCUGAUGCGGGCAAUAUCGUCAGAUAUUCUGCCAGUCCCGCAGGCGCCCAUAGUUGUACUGACCAUUACCGGACAAGGCAAGAUGUACCCUUUUGUGGGAUCGGACCUUUUCCGAACAAACAAGGUGUACAGGGCUAGCUUGAUCGAGUUCAACUCGAUUUGUAUCACCUAUGGGUUCCCGAGUAUUCAGAACUUUGUUAAUGGAAGCGAUGACCGACCAGUCACAGAGCAUUCUCCGGUGCUUCUUCAAGUGGCACAGCUUUCGAUUCAAAUGGCCCUGAUCCGCCUUUGGAGCUCACUUGGAAUCGUACCAGACGUUGUGAUUGGUCACAGCCUCGGUGAAUAUGCUGCGCUUUUUGCUUCUGGCGUUAUAUCAGCCGCCGAUGCGAUCUAUCUUGUGGGAUCCCGAGCCAAAUUAAUGGAGAUAAACUGUACGAUUGGAACCCACGCCAUGCUUGCCAUUCAAGGGGAAUAUUCGUCUCCAGAUCAAAUGAAUUUACAUCAAUCUGAUCUUGCAUGUAUAAACAGCGCCAAGGAGUUUGUUUUGAGUGCCCCAACUACUGAGGUUGAAACGUUGAAACACCGAUUUGAAAGUCUCUGCUAUAGAGCGACAUCCUUAACUGUGCCCUACGCAUUCCACAGUUCACAAGUCGAUGCGAUACUGGCACCCUUUAGGUAA